CCUACUGCCUAGUGUAGUGUAUUAAUUCGAGUUGUUGGCUUUGCUUCCCCUUUCUCGUGGCGCGCAGAUUCAUCGCGGUUUCGCAGUUUCCCCCGCCAACCCAUUCCCGCUCCCCGCCGCGCCGCGCCUCGCCACGCCACGCCACACCGCGCCACGCCAUGCCGCCGCCGCCGCCGGAGUCCGGCGAGCCAGCCGGGGACGACGUCCUGCAGAAGGCGGAGUGCCUCCGGCUGCUUGACGCGCUCCCGGCCGCCGCGGCGGCCUCCCCGGCCUUCCGCCGCCACUGGCCAUCCAUCUCGGCGUCGCUCGCCGCGCUCUCGGCGUCGCUGUCCCACCCCGCGUUCCCGCCCUCCGCGCCGCGCCUCCUGGCGCCCCUCGCCUCCGCGCUCUCCGCGCUCGUGUCCGUCGCCGGGAACGACGCCGCGAGCAGCCUCGGGCACCUCCACACCGUGUCGCUGCUGUCGUCGUCGGCUGCCGAGCUGUCCCAGCUCGCCGCCGACGCGCGGCUGCUCGUGUCGCCGGGGAAUGGUGGGGGUGAGGGGGUGGCGGCGGGGGUGGAUGGGCUGAUCCCGCGACUCCGCCUCGGGUCCGCGGCUUCCCGCGCGGCGGCGCUGGACGCGCUCGUUGACUCCGUCGGGUCGCUGCCGCCGUCGGCGGCGGCGGUGGCGGUGUCCGCCGUGGCCGCGAUGCUCGACUCGGGGGAGAUCCUGCCGGCGUCGCGCGAGAAGGCCGUGUCCGUGCUCGCCGCGGCGCAGGCCGCGGCCGCGGGCGUGCUCCGCAACCUCGCCGCGUUCCCGGACCUCCUCCCGACGUUCCGCGAGGAGGGCGCGCUCCCGUCGCUCAUCCAGCUCGUCUCCCUCGGCACCCCGCGCGCGCAGGAGCUCGCCCUGGGCUGCCUCCAGAACCUCACCUCCGGCGACGGCGACGAGUGCCAGCGCCUCAAGGUCGAGGCGUUCCAGGACGGCGCGCUCGGCUGCGUCAAGGACUUCCUCGAGUCCUGCGUCGGCGACGAGCCGGGCCUCGCCCCGGCGUUCGGCCUCCUCCGCAACAUGGCAUCCUUCCGCUACAUCGCCGAGAUAGCCGUCUCGGCCAGCUUCGUCGACCACGUCCUCGCCGCGCUGGGCAGCGACAAGGCCGCCACGCGCACGGAGGCCGCCAUGGCGCUCGCCGAGCUCUGCAACGUCACCAGCCACGGCAAGACGCGCAGGGACGUCGGCGACGCCAUCCCGCGCCUCAUCUGGAUGCUCGAGGCCAAGCCCGCCGCCGAGAGGGACGCCGCGGCGAGGGCGCUCGCCGCGCUCGUCGCGGCGAGCGGCUACAGGAAGCUGUUCAAGAAGGAGGAGCAGGGCAUCGUCAAUGUCGUCCAGCUGCUCGACCCGAGCACCGCCCGCGGUGGCGUCGACGCGCGGUUCCCGGUGUCCGUGCUGCUCGCCGUCUCGCCGUCCCGGCGGUGCCGGAAGCAGAUGGUGGCCGCCGGCGCGUGCGGCUUCCUGCAGGCCCUCCUCGCCGCGGAGGUCGACGGUGCCAAGAAGCUCGCCGACUGCCUCGCCAGGGGCAAGAUGCUCGGCGUGUUCCCACGGUCAUGACACGGCUGCCGCCAUUGCCACCGAUCGGUGAAGAAUUUCAGAGCCCUUGUGAAGAUCAAAUCUUUGAGCUGUAUGUAUGUGCUUUUUAACCAACCUGAAUUUUUACAUCCUGCUUUUGCUCUCUGUAUCAAAAAAUAUGAUAUCAAUGCUUCUGAUGAAACUUUGUACAGGCUGCUUGAACCUUUCUGUUCCAUAGCUUUUAGAGUGCUAGAUGAUGCGUGGUUUUUAGUGUGAUCAAAUAAGAACAUGGAAAAAGAUCUUGUAAUUUAAUCUUUGAUCUGAAGAAAUUGAGCUUCGUUUGCCGAUGCGCAUUACUGUUGCUUGUCAAA
Molecule: messenger RNA, 1915 nt
Organism: Oryza sativa Japonica Group (Japanese rice)
Lineage: Eukaryota; Viridiplantae; Streptophyta; Magnoliopsida; Poales; Poaceae
Product: U-box domain-containing protein 17
Molecular function (GO): protein binding
Source: RefSeq, a predicted model, not a curated record